This is a messenger RNA of Scylla paramamosain (green mud crab), 3142 nucleotides long. RefSeq names its product 2-oxoisovalerate dehydrogenase subunit beta, mitochondrial-like (gene BckdhB). Gene Ontology annotation, biological process: branched-chain amino acid catabolic process; response to nutrient. Bases 47 to 1174 code for a protein of 375 amino acids. The record is from RefSeq and is a predicted model, not a curated record. The transcript has 9 exons. Lineage: Eukaryota; Metazoa; Arthropoda; Malacostraca; Decapoda; Portunidae. Gene Ontology annotation, molecular function: catalytic activity.
AAUGUAGCAAAAGUUUAAGUCGCCGCCGGACUGUGUUGACGGCAAGAUGGUUGGGGUACUGCAGAAAUUGUCGGUGGCUUGGAGACUGGGAAGACAAGCUGUGUUCCGGCCAGUGGUGCAGGCGGGAUGGCAACAUGUCAGGAACUCUUCACAUUUCACCUACUACCCAGACACUGUCCCGGAAUCUCACGAUGAGACGCAGCGACUCAACUUGUUCCAGGCCAUCAACAACGCCUUGGACUUGGCCCUUGCCACGGAUGACUCUGCGGUCAUAUUUGGAGAAGAUGUUGGGUUUGGAGGAGUGUUUCGCUGCACUAUUGGUCUGCAGGACAAGUUUGGGAAGGACCGCGUCUUCAACACUCCUCUCUGUGAACAAGGUAUUGCAGGAUUUGCCAUCGGUUCAGCAGUGGGAGGUGCCACCACCAUUGCUGAGAUGCAGUUUGCUGACUACAUCUUCCCUGCUUUUGACCAAAUAGUCAACGAAGCAGCUAAAUAUCGCUACAGAUCAGGCAACCUCUUUAACUGUGGUAAGCUGACCAUCAGAGCUCCAUGUGGUGCUGUGGGUCAUGGUGGCCUCUACCACUCCCAGUCACCAGAGGCUUACUUCAGCCACACUCCAGGACUUAAGGUUGUGGUGCCACGUGGCCCCAUCAAGGCAAAGGGUCUGCUGCUAUCAUGCAUCAGGGAUGAUAAUCCUUGCAUCUUCCUGGAACCCAAAGUACUCUAUCGUUCAGCAGUGGAGAUGGUGCCCACCAGCGACUACACAUAUCCUCUCUCCUCGGCAGACAUUUUGUUGGAAGGGGAAGAUAUCACCCUGCUGGGAUGGGGAACACAGGUGCAUGUGUUGAGGGAAGUGGCAGAGCUGGCAAGAGAACAGUUGAAUGUAUCCUGUGAAGUAAUUGAUCUGGUAACAAUCCUUCCUUGGGACCAACAGACUGUCUGUAAUUCCGUCAAGAAAACCGGUCGAUUAAUUGUUGCACAUGAAGCUCCUGUCACUAGCGGCUUUGGAGCAGAAAUUGCAGCGGCAGUGCAGAGUGAGUGCUUCCUUCACCUCGAGGCGCCUGUGGAGAGGGUGUGUGGUUUUGACACUCCGUUCCCACAUAUUUUUGAGCCAUUCUAUUUGCCAGACAAGUGGCGUUGUCUCAGUGCUGUGAAGAAAAUGAUGAACUACUAAGCACUGAGGUGGCUUACCACCUCCUCCAUGUUUUAAAAGAUACUUCAGCCAUCUAUUGAAAACUUAAUAUUUCCUUUUAUGCUAUUAAAUUAACCAAGUUCAAUCAUCAUGAUAACAAUGAUGAAAGGUUAAAUCUUAAUGGAGAGAUAUAUUAUUUAAUCACUGAUUGAUCAUGCCCAAAAGUAAUGUCUUUUACUAGAUGUCUGGGAGGUGAUGCCUGUGCGGUGUUAUACGAGUAUUACUGUCAUUUAUUUGAAAACUCAUAGAUGCCAUCAUGCACAUAACUGAGUGACAAAUCAUCAGCCAUGCAUGCUAGUUAUGGCUUGCAUGGCAGCACUGGGUGGCUUUGUGGCACAGUGCCCAGCUCAUGGCUAGAAGGUUGUGAGUUUGAUGCUGAUUCAUGGCAGCUUCUUGAUGGGAGAGGUAGUUGUCUCAUAAUGUUGUUAUUGAGAUAACAUAAAUCAAUAAGCACAUUUUUUUUUCCAAGGUGCAAUCAUUUUGGGUAGCAUGGGACUGACACAGGUACUGCUGUGUGCAUGCUGCCUGCCAGCCUGCCUAUGCCAUGAUAGCUGAGCACUGUGUGUGAAUUUUAUGGCUGUAAUGGUUCAUCAGUAAGGAUGCAGUAUCUAAGAUGAUGUUCAGAAUGAUCUUGUUUGAUUAAUCUUUGCUAAGAUUGUAAUGGUUAAAUGUCCAUACAGAAUCAUAAAUGCUAGUCACUGCUUAUUAAAAGAUACCCUGUCAGAUGGUAAGGAGAAAAAAGAGGUUGUGCUGGAUGUUAGUAAUGACGUGUAAUUUGAAUUUGUCUGGUCUUGUGCCAUAGAAAAGGAAAAGUGUUGUAUUACCUGGAAGUUUGUAAAUACAUGACACUUUUGUAGGGAUGAGCAUAGAUAUACAGCUUUCUCUUGUGAGGCAUAGAGGAGUGUCAGCUUAUCCUAAAAUGAUGAAUUCAUGACUUAGGUGUGAGUUGAGAUAUAUGCUAUUAUUGUGUAGCUUUUAUUUAUCUCAGUUUAUGUUGUCUGUGAUCAUUAGUUAAAAGUAGGGUUUUCUCUUUGAGGUAAGAAAAUUUUAAAAUGCUGUUCCAUGUGCUCUAGUAAAGUUGCAGCAUGUAUUAUAUUUUAGAUUAGUUGACUGGUCAGUGGCUCUGUCUUGGUCUUAUACAGGAAACAGGGAUGCUGGUUGGUUGGUUGGUUGGUCAAGGACAAAGAAGUACUAUUAGCAAUGCAUUGUAUGUACAUUUUUUCAGUGAAUCUUGUAUCAGCAACCCUUAACUCACAUUUGUGGGUUGUGGGAAGUUUUUAGUUCAACUCUUCUAAUCCAUAGAUUCUGCCAUUACUCAAAACUGUAGUGAUUGUAGGACUCACAGCACACCAUCAUUACCAACACAAUUAGUUUUUUUUUUUUUUUUUUUCUCUCCAGUCUGGGGAUCAUUGAAUCACAAAGUGGACAUAUUUAUUCAAAAGAGUGGUGUGAUGAGAUGAAACAGGGGAUAAAACAAAAGUCCUAGAUUACUCUUGUUUUUCAUUUACGCUCUGAGGAAGGCAAGAUCUGAAACAAAGAUUAAUUAAGUACUUUUGCCUCAUCCCUUGUUAUCUCUUGCUAUUGCUUUGUUGUGUGCUGUGUUUUGUAUUUAAGCUAGUUAAUUACACCACAAAGUAUUUGAAAAGGGAUGGAGGAAGUGUAGCUUACUAUUUACUCCCUACUGACUUUCGAGUUACAUAAGCAACAACAAGGCCACUUAACACUUAAAAAUGAUGUGCACAUACAUUUGGUACUUUGCCAUACCUAGAAAUUAUCAGGUUUUAGUUGACCAAGCGUAUUUAAAAUAAUUUGUAGUUUCCUGUGAUGUGGAUAAUGAUUAGCUGAAGCUGUGAGAAUUUAUAGAGUAUUACAAUAACAGGGCUGGAUAACUGUAAAUGGUUUAUAGUUUUGAUAGAUAAUGUCUCAAGAGAGAAUAAAAAGGAAAUAAAA